AUGUCGGGCUCAGAGCCCUUGGUGCGAAAGACGAGCGGAAGAAAGCAGAGCAGGACAUGGUGGACGGUGCUGCAAGAGCAAAUGCCAAUCCUUUUCUGGCUUCCACGAUAUCCAAAAGAGAACCUGUCGGCAGAUCUGGCUGGUGCCAUGACAUUGGGUUGCAUCCUGAUAGGUCAGUCGCUGGCUCAUGCCAACUUGUGCAUGGUUGAUUUGAUCAAUGGACCAUACAGUUGCAUGCUGCCUCCCAUGGUCUAUGCCAUUUUUGGUACCUGUGUCCAUGCAUCGGUUGGAACUGGUGGACUUGUGAGCCUUUUGACUGGCGAGGUGCUGGCGGACCAAGGGGACCUGGCAGAACGCACUCAAAAGGCAGCCAUCCUCACAGCCUUGGUUGGUAUCAUUAUGUCCAUCAUGGGACUUCUGCAGUUGUCAUUCCUAGUCCGCUUUCUUUCGCGGCCUGCAUUGAGCGGCUUCAUCACAGCGAGCGCUUUGCUGAUCAUUCUUUCUCAGGUGGCCCCAAUGCUGGGCCUGCCCAGCUGGGCCAGCAAAGGCGGCAUCGUGAAUGUCGUGAAGCAUCAUAUCAAGUAUUUGGAGCUGCUGGACCCAGCAACAACCGCUCUGAGUCUUGUGGCUGUCAUUUUUUCUGAUGAACGCCAAGAUUCUAAAGAAGGCAGGCUGGGCGGGCGUUUCUCACAAGGAUUGAUUAGAUGCUUGCAGUUGUCCUCAGUCCUCCAGAAAAAAUGUUCCCAUACUCAAAUCGUUUUAUAG
Molecule: messenger RNA, 765 nt
Organism: Durusdinium trenchii
Lineage: Eukaryota; Dinophyceae; Suessiales; Symbiodiniaceae
Source: the annotation of a GenBank genome assembly